Messenger RNA from Neoarius graeffei (lesser salmon catfish), 6169 nucleotides. It is a transcript of the gene arhgef1, whose product is annotated as Rho guanine nucleotide exchange factor (GEF) 1b. The record is from RefSeq and is a predicted model, not a curated record. The transcript is spliced from 33 exons. Gene Ontology annotation, biological process: G protein-coupled receptor signaling pathway; intracellular signal transduction. Gene Ontology annotation, molecular function: G protein-coupled receptor binding; guanyl-nucleotide exchange factor activity. Lineage: Eukaryota; Metazoa; Chordata; Actinopteri; Siluriformes; Ariidae. The coding region runs from base 360 to 3557 and encodes 1065 amino acids. Gene Ontology annotation, cellular component: cytoplasm.
AUAAUGGCCAACAGAGAGUUCAAGCUCAGACUGGAAACAAACAGGAAGCGACAGAAAGAUUAAGUUUGGAAAACAUAAUACCAGUCUUUCAAAUGGGACAAAAUACAGCUGGAAAUAUAUAUAUUAUGUAUAACCAAGCUUAAUAAGUUGGAGUGAUAAGUAAUCUAUCUCCGGUUUUGUACACAUAUGUAGCGAGCUAGCAUUCAGGUUCCUUCCACUUCCGUGUACAGUGCGAUUUCCUCCGUCGACCUCCUCCAACUUUUCAACAGGACGCCUUAAUUAUUGGCGUCCGUCAUUAUUUUUUCCCCCACCGGUUUUAAGGAGCUUGAUUGACGGACGUCGGCCCCACCCACUUUAGCAUGGACUGUGAAGACUCCCACAAUGGGGGGUUGUCAGGAGCUCACUGUUCUGAUCUGGCCAGAAGUAUAAUCGGAGCAGAGGAUGAGUUCUUUGAGAAUGAUCUGGAACAGUCAGUGGACGAUCAGUGCAGUCAUUUUAACAGUAUCGAACUGUUGAAAAGCAAACCCACCCACCUUCUGGUCUUCCUGCAUCACGUCAUCCUUCAGUUUGACUGUGCUCCUCUGUUGUGCUACCUGCAUGCUGACCUCUUCAGGAACCUCAGUGCCAAAGAGACCAAGAAAUACUUUGUGGACUUCUAUAACAAUUUUUUGGACAAAGGAGCAAUUCUCAGAGUAUCAAUCCCACCUCAUAUAACAUAUGAGUUAGACCGCACUCGUCCAGACCUCAUCAGUGAGGACCAGCAGAAGCGAUUUGCUCAGGAAAUGCAGCACAUGCACAUCUGUGAGGUCCAGCGUCAACUUGAUGACUUCAGGCAGAAGAGGAUGAUGGGAAUGACCCCCAAUGAACAGGAGCUGGCUGAGGUAGAGAAUCACUAUCCAACAGACCGUGUUCCCAGAGAAAUGAAGGAGAAAGCGGUGGCUGAGAGACUUCUCGAGAAGCUGACUGAAACCAACCCUGCGAUUGUUGCAGAUGAAGAGAAAUGUUCUGCCAUCUUUGGUGCAGUGGCUUUCUAUAUGAAGCAUCUGGGAGUGAAGAGCAGAGCACCGGACAGCAAGAAGGGCAAAGGAUUUUUCAGGAGGAAGGUUCAAAAGAAGGAAGAAAAGUCCAAGGUCCUCAGUAUCUUGAGGAUCGGAGGCGGCGGCAGCAGCAAUGAGGUCAAAAGAUUGGACAAUGAAGGUGAGAAGGAGAGGAAUAGUGAACGCAGGAAUACUGGGAGCACCACAGGACAUCGUGGCUCCAGUUCGGAUGGAAGUGCAGUACUCCUCCCGGGUCGCAAAUCUUCUGCACUGGGGCCUUGCGUUUCUCAAGGCAUAGAAACCAGUGAGGUGCCACACAGCAACGUUGUUGCCUCCAGCCCUGAAACUUCUCUGCCAGAGACAGAUCAGACCAGCAGACGUUCGGACCACCAGUCGGUAUCGGAUGGUGGAGAUGUGUCUCCUGCGUGCUCCAAUGUUGGCAUCUCUGUCUGGGAGCCUCCGUCUUCUACUGACAACUCGAUAGAAGAGAGCCAUGAAAAGGACAGACGGAAGACAAGGAGUGUGCGCCGGAGCGAGAGUCUGUGUGUGGAUCGCUGUCACUCUCGCCGUGUUGGCUCUACUCGGGCUAAACAAUCUCGUUCCCGUAGUGACGUGGACCUUCAGUCAACUUCCACUUCCCAACCCCCUUCACCUUUCCCCCAGCCCUCCAGCUUUGUGGAUGUGCCAUUGUUGCCAGCUGAUGGCUCUGUUGUAGGGAAUACCUCUGGCCCCUUAACUCAGCAAGAGGAAGUGGAGCCCCGGCUCCUGGAAUUAGAGCAGGACCCACCCAACUGGAGGGAGCUUGCUUCCGCCGAGGUUCUGAGUAAACUCACUAAGAAAGAGACAAAGAGACAGGAAGUCAUCAACGAGUUGUAUGCGACAGAGCAUGCCCAUGUGCGCAUGCUGCGCGUACUACAGACGGUGUUUGCUCGUCCACUCGAAAGAGAAGCAAUCAUGGACUCUACCGAGCUGGCCACAAUCUUCCCGAGUUUGGAUGAGAUUAUCGAGAUGCACUAUGCUUUCUGUGAGACUCUGAAGAAGCUACGCCAAGAAGAUGAAUAUGUGGUUAAAAAUAUCAGCACUCCGCUGCUCAACAGAUUCAAUGGCUCAGAGGGUGAAUGGUUCCAGAAGCUCACAGCUCGUUUCUGUAGUCGUCAGUCAUGGACUCUGGUUCAGAUCAAGAGCAGACAGAAGAAAGAUAGCCGCUUCAAUACCUUCAUCCAGGAGGCUGAGAGUAAGCCACAGUGCAGAAGAUUACAGCUGAAGGACAUCAUCCCCAUUGAGAUGCAGAGACUAACAAAGUACCCACUGCUGUUGGAAAACAUUGCCAAGAGCACAGAAGAUAAUGCGGAGAAAGAAAAUAUCCAGCAGGCUGCUGACUGCUGUCGUAAGAUCCUAAACCAUGUCAAUGAGGAGGUGAAACACAUGGAGGAUCUUCUGACUUUGAAAGACUACCAGCGCAAGUUGGACACUUCAGGGCUGAAGCCCAGCAAUGAGCUCUACACGGAGUACAAGAACUUUGACCUGACAACAAAAUGUAUGAUUUACGAGGGGCCACUUACAUGGAGGGUUACUAAGGAAAAAGCUCUCGAUGUUCAGGGUGUGUUGCUGGGAGACCUGUUGGUCCUUCUGCAGAAACAAGAUGAUAAGAUGCUCUUGAAAUGCCAAAGUAAGAGUAACAUUGCUGCACAGGAGGGCAAGCAAAUGCUCAGCCCCAUCAUAAAGCUGGAUUCCGCUUUCCUCCGAGAGGUGGCCACAGAUCGUAAGGCAUUCUACGUAAUCUUCACUUGGGAAAGUGGAGCACAGAUCUAUGAACUUGUGGCCCAGUCGGUUGCUGAACGGAAAAUAUGGACAGAUUCGAUAAAGUCAUCAGUAGGGGAGUUGAAAAAGAGUGGCGGUCAUACGCUGGAAAGGAAGUCUAGCAGCGUGUCGAGUAACAGCUCCACACUCUCAUACGGCAGCUCACUGAACCCCCCUCUCAGCCCUACUGACAAUGGACCAGACGUAUUGAAAAGCUCUGCUGGUCAAGAUAAGGACAGUCUUGCGGAUGAAAAGUUCAGACACACUCAGUCGUCACUGAUUGACUACUUGGCUGCCAGUGGAUUUGACCCUCUGGGUUACAGCAAUGCCCCUCCAGAGCGCUCGGGCACUGUGGCUUUGGAUGAAGUAUCGUCUUUGAAGACACUGUUAGUCGGAAGUACCGGUCUGUCCAAGAAUUCCCAGCCUGACAGGGAGAGUGGAGCAGAGCUGGAGAAGCAGGAGAACGACGCAAGUCAAGCACAAGUGGAAGAGCACAGUAUGGAGUCACAAGAGGAUAAUCAGGAUGAAAAGGCAAAAGGAGACGAGCAGAAAGCAGUAACUGCUCCUCUAGUGCUUUCACAGGAGCAGAGGGAGGAGGUCAUCAGAAAACUGGAAAGUCUGGAAGAACAUCUGAAGAGACUACAGAAUAUGGAAGAGGAGCAUCAGAGGCUACAAGAAACCCUUGCCAAGUUCACUUGUCAAAGAGGCAACUAUAACUGAGGAUCAUUCCAACCUGCUGGUCACCAGAUUGGCUCUAGCCCCAACCCGAUGAUGUGAUGAGAGGCUGUGUGUGUGUGUGUGUGUGUUUUUAUUUUAUUGCCAAACUCCUGGCCCAAAAGGUGGUCAGGAUAAAAGAAAUGUACUCCUCUACAGUAUGUGUGUUGCCGUUUUUGAAAGAAGCACUCUUGCACGCACGUGAAACCAAGACGGCAGUCAAAAGUUGGAGAGAUGUGGUGAGGAAGGGGAUUGGUUUUUGUGGAUUAAUGCCAAAUGAAACUGGGUUGAUAUCUGCUGAUGUGUGUGUUUUAAGUCUGAUUACAGAGUGCGGAAUCCCUCACUCUAAGCCACAGGUGGUGUUUAUAUCAUAGUGCAGCAGUUACACAAUCAUCUUAGUUAUUGCCACAUGGUCACUGUGGGUAUAUUCUGUCUUUAGCAUGUCGAAGUGAGUGUGUGUGCGCGCGUAUGCGCAUGUGAUGAAGUCAAAUUCUUGAAAUUCUGCUCUUUAGAAGAACUUAGCUGUGUUUUUAAUGUCUAUGCGUUAUUGUCCGAACAGAUACAGAGUAGUGAUUUGUCUUGAAAUAAUUUAUAAAGGGCAGCCUCGCUCGCCUUUACAAGGACUGGUUUCAGACCAAAGAGGACCCAAGAAGCACGUUUAUAGCAGAUAGAAUUAUUCUAAGAAUUUUUUAGCUUUUACGUCGAUAAGCAUAUGCAAGAUUAGCACAGAGGACAAAACUAAACUGCACUUGCGUCCCUUUUCUACGUUCUAUGCACAUGUACAAAUCCCGUAAAUAGAUUAUAUAAGGAAGAAAGCAAAGCAAAGAAAAUGUCGCUUUAUUGAAAGCACCCUUAUAAUGAUUAGAUUUUCUUUGCUAAAGGUAAACAUUUUUUUUUUAAUUCUUAAAUCAUGUAUAUAAAUGCCUUCUGACCAAUCAAGAUUCAACAGCGACGUUGUAUGAAUGCAAAUCUAAUUAACUGUAAUGUUGCUUUUAGUCUGAUCUGUAGAAGGAGUCACGCUUCAGACUGUGCAGUUAUACAAAAAUAAUCUAAUCUGAAGUGAAUUAUUUUUGUAGCGCGGUCUGAAAUGAUGUUCGGUUUUUACCACAGAGCAAUUUGCAAGUACAGUUUUGUUUUUGCUUUUUAAAGUUAUUAAUGAACAUCACUUUUUUUUAGCUUUAAUGUUGUGAGAAAAGUUUUGUUCUGGUUAUUGAUUGUUCUAGCGGUUCUAAACAGCCAUUCCCUCACUAGCUUUUUCUUUUCCCCUCUCUCUUGUAUUUUAAAGUUAGACAAACUAAAACAAGUCGUCAUGCCGCGUAAACACCAGAAAGAGUAAACGCCGCUGUUAAAGAGACGACUCCUAACAACAAAAAGUUUUUUAAAUGUAUUAGUAGGAUUAGAUUAUGUGGAGCAUCCCUGUGCAUGUUCCCGUUACUAUAGAAACAAUAGCGUAUUAAAACGAGGACAUUCAUACAAAGCGGUCAUUUAUGUUCCAGACAGAACUAUUGUCAGAGCCGUGCUGAUAACAGUAUACGGUAUGCUGUACAGUAGAACGUUAAUCAGCGCCUUCUGACCGAGCAGUCGAUUGAGAAUUUUUAAUAGCGCUGGUGGAUAAAUAUAAAUAAAAUGGCUAAUUGCUAUAAGGUUAAGUGUCAUAGUGCUAUUUUCGGCUGUGUAUAUAAUAGCUUGUAAGUGUUGACAGAAACACCGAGUAUGUGGACAGGAAGGAGAACAUGCCCGUCAGAGUGUGUCAGAAAUGUUCAACGUCGACAGUGGCCAUUUUCACUUGUGUAUGCGUUUUUGUCGCUGUUGCUCGUGCUUUUGCACAAUUCAGUUAUUAAUUACGCAGUUACCAAAUACCAUAGGAAAAAAAUAUAACGGUAGAUAGUGCCUAUCAUUAUUCUAUAGCAUUUGCACCAGGACCUCACAGAGAAGUACUGAAUUAUACAAGGUUCGAGGGAUGAAAAAUGGACUUGUGGCCAUAUACAUGACUGUGUAUCCUCAGAAAAAGAGAGAUUUAAUUAACCUUGCUUUCACUCUCACACCAUAGUAUACUUCUAAGACUUUUUUUAAAUGUACAAAAUGUGCUAUUUAUAAUGCAGGGUGGAUUAUGCAAAGGAGUCAAGCUUUUUAUUUCUUUGUUCUGGCUCAGUGGCUGUGUAGAGAACCAGUGGCACUCUUCCUCUUUCUCACAUCAGUAAACGAAAGGCAAAUCUGCUCAAGUUUCAGUUCCACAUCGAAAGGGUCUGGUGGCAGUUUCUUACUGUCUCUCAUCAUGCACUGUUUUUAAAGGCAACUCCUGCCUCCUUAUGUUUUUUCCUUUUCUAUGCUGAACCAAAUAUUCUUUUACCUACAGAGUUGUAAAAUGUAAUUUCACAACCAUUUUAGCAUAGGAAACUUUUUUUUUUUGGGCCUCUGUCUGUCCUCAGUGUAGUACUUUGUAUAUUUUAGGGGUAUCGUCAAUCUCUUAGAGAAACCCCUGAUUAAAGCAAGAACUAUUCUGUGUAUUUGUGCUUUGAUUUUUAUCCUGUAAGAUACUUUGAAAGCAUUGCGAGGUACAUUUUAUUGCUACUGUAAUUUUCCUGUUUUUUAAUAAAUGAUUUCAACCGUUGCUAAAA